Molecule: messenger RNA, 1380 nt
Organism: Gasterosteus aculeatus aculeatus (three-spined stickleback)
Lineage: Eukaryota; Metazoa; Chordata; Actinopteri; Perciformes; Gasterosteidae
Source: RefSeq, a predicted model, not a curated record
UUGAUUCCAGUUUCUCUAACGUUACCUUCUUGUCUGAUAAAAAUGGCUGAUCCGAGGAAUAGCCUUUUACAUUCUCCACCACAAAGCCUACACACCCAGGAGAGCGGCGAGGGGGGCCUCUCCUCCUACAUGAAGCAUCAAUUCAAUGAUCAUUGCAAUAAACAUGCUUGGGCUGCGGCAGAAAGAGGCAGCUCUGUGAUCCCCAUUCCGAUGGAGAAUCUGGACAUCUGUGAAGAGCUCUGGCACGCUGCUGGUCCAAAGGCCCACCCUGUGGCUGCUGAGGGGGGCCUCACGCAACCCUCCGCUGGAGCUGUGGUCCACAAAAACUACAUUCCACCACAAACGCCGUCAGAAGUGGAAACUUUCAAAGCUUUAGCCACAACAACGGCGAUUGCAGAAGAGCACGUGGAGGGGGAAGGAGAAGACAGCUGCUCCAAGAUGGCCGCCGGUUCAAAAUGCCCCCCACUGGCACCUGGAGGAUGGGGGCGGAAGAGAAAGUACCGUAAACUGCACCUCCUCUGUAUGAUGGCGAUCACGAUUCUUCCGCUCUCUGAGGGCCUUCCAGCAGGAGCUAAUCCUGCAGCAGACCAAGAGCCAAAGUGUUUCACCUGCAAGGACAAAGACAGAUGCCCAAAUCUGACGAAGAUAUUUGAGACCGAUGAGGACGGCCACCUCUACCAGAGAGGCCCCAAUGAAACAUUCCCAGAAUGCUCCGGGGUCUCUCCACCUCUGACCAAGAGCUGCACGGUGUGCGGAGACCAAUCCGGGAUUGUCAUCCUCUGCUCCAAGGACGUCGGGCCGAGGAUCGACGUGGAAGAUGGCGAACAAAUUGACGUCAUUCCUACAGUCUGCAUGUAUCAAAGUAAGGCCGCAAAUGUCUGGGUUGAAUCUGGAAUAACUUUAGUUGAAAAAGACAAAAUUGGAGCUGCAUAUAAGUGAUGUUUUGGCGCUACGUCAAUGAUACUCAACCUUGUGUUAAUUCUCAUUUGGUGAGCAGAUGAUGGCAUAAAAUAACGGUCUAUGUGAAAAGGUGUCCCUGCUCCUCUCCCAUUCUAAUCUAAUUCACAUCAAAACCCUGUCAAGCAAGUCUUGGUCAUCUUUAAAGUUUAUUGCAGUAUUCAGUAGUUCUGGUCAAAAGUCAGUGGCCCUCGGUUUCUCCUUGUACUCAAACCCACACUCUCUCCCACAAACGGAUUGAACAUUAACAAACAGUGGUGCUUUCAUGUCGUUAUCAGUGCCUGGGUCGUACCAACUAGCGGCGGGAGGGGGGGGGGUGGUGGUUUAACGUGGUUUUUUUGGUCAAAUUUCAUCCACACUGAACAAAAAUAUGCUGUCAAAAUAAUAGCGUCGUAUUUUAUAAACUCGCCCUGCUCUCAUAAA